CUAUUUCCCACUCAAAAAGGCGGGAUCUUUAUCUUCUUCGCUAUCCGCCGUUAGGGUUUUUUUUAGAACAGCAAGAGCGAUCGAAGGCCAAUUUUUUCUACUUGUAAAAGGUGUAAGAAGAGGCGAAAGGCAUACAGAAGCGAGUUUUUUUAGUUAAUACCAAAGAUGUCCGCUUAUGGAGUAGCUGUAUCUGGCACAUUUCACCAGACCCUUAAGACGAAGUGUUAUGGAUCAGAUCCCAAGAUUCAUAGGACAGAUAUGCUGCCAAAUCAUAUUACACUCAACAAUAGGAGACCUUACAAUGCUCUUAGUGCCCGAGGAAGCUUAGUGGCUGGAAGACCAUCUCCAUCUGUGUCAGUAACUGAUUCCAAUUCUGGAGGAAAAACAAAUAAUUUGAAGGAUUACCCACUGAAGGAAGCAGAUCCUGAACUGCAUGCUCUUAUUCAGAAGGAGAAGCAGCGCCAAUUUAACUGUUUAGAGCUUAUAGCUUCUGAAAAUUUUACUUCUCGGGCAGUGAUGGAAGCAUCUGGUUCUUGUCUAACAAAUAAGUACUCAGAAGGAUUGCCUGGUAAAAGAUACUAUGGAGGAAAUGAGUAUAUUGACCAGGUUGAGAUGCUCUGUCAACAGAGAGCAUUGCAAGCAUUCCACCUAGAUGAAAAUAAGUGGGGCGUAAAUGUGCAACCGCUCUCUGGAUCUCCUGCUAAUUUUGAAGUUUACACUGCUCUUCUUAGUCCUCAUGACCGAAUAAUGGGGCUUGACCUACCUCAUGGAGGCCAUCUGUCUCAUGGUUUCAUGACACCUAAAAAAAGAGUUUCAGGCACUUCUAUAUUUUUUGAAUCUAUGCCUUACCGCCUUGAUGAGUCAACAGGCUACAUAGAUUAUGAUAUGCUUGAAAAAACAGCUGCUCUCUUCCGACCUAAGAUCAUUAUUGCUGGAGCAAGUGCAUAUUCUAGAGAUUUUGAUUAUCCUCGUAUGAGGAAGACAGCAGAUGCUGUUGGUGCAUUUCUAAUGAUGGACAUGGCCCAUAUAAGUGGGCUUGUUGCUGCUCAAGUAGUUGCUGAUCCCUUUGAGUAUUGUGAUAUUGUUACAACGACCACACACAAGUCUUUACGAGGGCCUCGUGGCGGCAUGAUCUUUUACAAGAAGGAGCCUGUUUUGAAUGUUGAUUUAGAAUCCUCUAUCAAUAAUGCUGUCUUCCCAGGCUUGCAGGGUGGCCCUCAUAAUCAUACAAUUGCUGCUCUUGCUGCAUGUUUAAAGCAUGCCCAAUCACCUGAAUUCAAGGCUUAUCAACUUCAGGUUGUAUCUAAUUGCAAAGCUCUUGCAUCAAGGCUGACUGAAUUGGGUUACAAGCUUGUUUCUGGGGGAACUGAUAAUCACCUUGUUCUGUUGGAUUUGAGACCACAGGGCAUUGACGGUGCCCGGGUUGAGAAGAUCUUGGACAUCAGUUCCAUCACUCUCAAUAAGAACUCAGUUCCAGGUGACAAAAGUGCACAAGUCCCUGGCGGUAUCAGGAUUGGAACACCGGCAAUGACCACCAGAGGACUAAAGGAGAAGGAUUUUGAAACUGUUGCCGACUACAUUCACGAGGGUGUUCAGAUUGCUCUGAGAGCCAAAUCCUGCACAAAAGGAACGAAGCUCAAAGAUUUCCUGGAGAGUGUCGUAUCUCCAGAAUUCUCUUUAAAAGAGCCAGUUGCAGAACUCAGGAGAAAGGUAGAAGCUCUUACGAACCAGUUCCCAAUGCCCGGAUUGUGAGAAUCAUAUGCAACAGCAAUCAUAACCCAUCAAUAAUUUUCACACCUGUUGGGAAAAGUUUCCAUCAGUGUUUGAUAGAAUUGUCAUAAAUAAAGUUGUCGGAAAGUUUUCUAUAAGAGUUUCAUGGAAUUGUGAUUGGGUAAAAUUUUCUUGAAUAGAACUUGAAAAUGUGAUACAAAAUUAAGUGGUUCGGUCUUAUCGAGCGGGUUCGUUGGAGCCAAGUAUGGUUUCACCGUUCCCCCAGAUUGUUUACCUUCAAAGUUCUUUUGUCAUGAACGAUAAAGAUCAAUGUAUGAAAAUGUUGUUACGGUA
Molecule: messenger RNA, 2064 nt
Organism: Zingiber officinale
Lineage: Eukaryota; Viridiplantae; Streptophyta; Magnoliopsida; Zingiberales; Zingiberaceae
Product: serine hydroxymethyltransferase 3, chloroplastic-like
Exons: 12
Coding region: 166-1752 (528 amino acids)
Biological process (GO): tetrahydrofolate interconversion; L-serine catabolic process; folic acid metabolic process
Cellular component (GO): cytoplasm
Molecular function (GO): serine binding; zinc ion binding; pyridoxal phosphate binding
Source: RefSeq, a predicted model, not a curated record